AUGGGAUUCAAAAGCUUAUUGAAAUUGGAAAUUGAUGAGUUGCCUUCAUCACUUGGUUUCUUUGUUGUUAAAAGCUUUGAUAUAAAGAAAAAGGUACUAGAAGUUAUAAAUGGAGAAAUUAAGGUUGACAGACAAAGUGUGAAUGCGAUGCUUGGAAUUCCAAUGGGUGACCAAAAAGUGGAAGACCUUAGUUUUCGAUCUGCAGAAGAUGAAUGUUACAUUAAAAAAGAUGGAGUGCAGCACAAAUUUUAUAAUAUAGAUGGAGAACCUCACAGUUUGGAAAUUCCUCAAAAAGUUCAAACAACUUCGGAAAAUCAACAUCUUCCAAAAGCAUAUGUUCAGGUCGAGCAGAUCAUUGAAGGAGAAAGACUUCAUAAAAGUCUAAAUGAUUUGAGACAAUCAAAUUACAGUGAGCAAGAUAUCAUUUCGUUUCUUAAUAUCACCAAAGAACAACUUAAGGAAUUUGAUGACUUCUUUCAUAAAUCAAAAGAAAUUCCAAAGAAUAUGUCAGAAGAAGGAAUUGAUGAAAAACAAAAGAAGGAAGAUAAUGUGGUGGAUAACAAAGAGGAGGUGGAUGACACAGAGGAGGUGCAUGACACAGUGGAAGGAAGAUCUAGAAAAACUUCUAAAAUGAUCAGAACUAGAAAAACUUCUGAAAGGAUCACUAAGAACAUGUUAAAAAAAACUGUAAUAGAAAAAAGGAAUAGGAAUGUCUAA
Messenger RNA from Lactuca virosa, 717 nucleotides. NCBI's taxonomy places the organism in Eukaryota, Viridiplantae, Streptophyta, Magnoliopsida, Asterales, Asteraceae. The record is from the annotation of a GenBank genome assembly.